AUGUGUUUUCAAGCCAAAGGAAACAUGCGCAGAUCAGCUUUGAUUCUGUCAAUACAGAAAACAAAUGUUGAGUACUAUUUAGAUUACUUGAAACGAGUUGACAAAGAUCUUCCAAUUUUACAGGAUGUUUUUCCUAAACUCCCUGCGAGAGACGAGGAUGUCAUAGAGUUCCAUACCAAAUUGUGCUCAGUAAUGAAAGAUAACAACUAUAGGUUUAAAGGCAUCAAGGUCACACCUUUAUCGAAUGAAACUGUGCGCUCGCUUCACGGAACGAAGCCCAUUUGUGUACCUGUGUUCUCGAAUUUUUUCCAGGACAAAACCUUUUCAAAAAACCAAUGUCGCCUGCAGUACGUUGAACCUGCAAUUUGUUUCAAGAUUGGCGAUAUAUCUAAUCCAUCAGCAUUAGGAAAAUGUGUCUCUUACUUUCCUGCAAUUGAAGUAGUUGGAACUCGUUUUCCCUUCUAUCCUCCUUCAAUUAGCGGCUUUGCAUGUGAUUUGUGCAGCUCUGUUGGUUUUUCGGUUGGAACAGAAAACAAGCUUACCUCAAGCUCUACCAAAACCUUACCAGGCUAUCAUUUUGUUCUUUUGCAUGACGAUGAUCCAAUUCAGGUUGGAUGUCUAAAUCUAAGUUCUGAUGAUCCGCUUCAGUUGAUAAAUCUAGCACACACAUAUGCUUCUAAAAUAGGAUGUCCUCUCCAGGAAGGACAUUUUAUUUUGUGUAGCGGCGUGAGUCCGCGAACGCCUGCUAAGGUGGGAGAUUAUACAAUUCAGUGGGGUGCGUUUGGAACUGCUACCUGUACGAUUGUGUAA
Molecule: messenger RNA, 810 nt
Organism: Phytomonas sp. EM1
Lineage: Eukaryota; Euglenozoa; Kinetoplastea; Trypanosomatida; Trypanosomatidae
Source: the annotation of a GenBank genome assembly